GCAAUUCUGGCUGGUAUGAUUGGCGGCUCGACGGGUGAUCUCCUCAUGCAUUCUCUUGACACUGUCAAGACUCGUCAACAAGGCGCACCGACGGUUCCAAAAUACUUCAACAUGACGUCGGCGUAUCGCACGCUACUACGGGAAGAAGGUGUCUUGCGCGGCCUGUAUGCGGGUAUCAAGCCGGCGAUGCUUGGCUCGAUCCCGGGGACGGCCAUCUUUUUUGGUACUUAUGAGUGUUCGAAGCGCAAUCUCAUUGCACUGGGUAUUCCCGAGACAUUGUCACACUUGACAGCUGGUCUACUGGGCGACUUGUUUGCCAGUUCCCUGUAUGUCCCCUCUGAAGUGCUCAAGACGCGUUUGCAACUACAGGGUCGCUACAGCAAUCCACACUUCUCAUCAGGCUAUAAUUAUCGGUCGACACUGGAUGCAAUUCGCACGAUUUACAGAGAAGAAGGCCGGUCUGCGUUUUUCCAUGGGUACAAGGCGACUCUUGUUCGGGAUUUGCCUUUCAGUGCCCUGCAAUUCGCCUUUUAUGAGCGUUUCAAGGUCUGGGCGCGGCAAUACUAUGGCAGUCAUGAGACGGGUCUCUUUGGUGAGAUUUUGACGGGCAGUGCAGCAGGUGCGCUGUCAGGUGCUCUCACGACACCCCUCGAUGUUGUCAAGACGCGGAUACAAACGCAAAAACCACCAGAGCCGGCCAGUGAAGCGAUCAAAGCAUCUGGUAAUCAUCCGCCUUCUUCGUCAUUGCCAAAGACACGAGGAGGAUCGCCACCGCAUGCGUUGCAAUUUCGAGCCCUCUCACCGACACACGUUCGACUCAUCAGCACGUCUUAUAAUACAUCUGUGCCGUCACCGGGUAGUUAUACAUUGACGACGAGUUCAGUUGUUGAAGGGAUGCGUCGGAUCUAUCGCAUGGAGGGUCUUGCUGGUUUGUUUCGAGGCAUCGGCCCGAGAACUGCAUGGACGGGUGCGCAGAGUUCAAUCAUGUUUGUUGUGUAUGAGACGCUGCUUCGGCGGUUUGCAAGAAUAGAGCACGGGCAAGAGGCUGCGUCGUAGAAAGUAAUAGCAUUAUGUCUCCUCAUCACUACUCGGUCUACAGCAUUCUAUUCAGUCUUUAUACAGUAC
Molecule: messenger RNA, 1125 nt
Organism: Protomyces lactucae-debilis
Lineage: Eukaryota; Fungi; Ascomycota; Taphrinomycetes; Taphrinales; Protomycetaceae
Product: putative mitochondrial carrier protein
Exons: 1
Coding region: 16-1056 (346 amino acids)
Biological process (GO): magnesium ion export from mitochondrion
Molecular function (GO): magnesium ion transmembrane transporter activity
Source: RefSeq, a predicted model, not a curated record